This is a messenger RNA of Cotesia congregata, 645 nucleotides long. The record is from the annotation of a GenBank genome assembly. Lineage: Eukaryota; Metazoa; Arthropoda; Insecta; Hymenoptera; Braconidae.
AUGGCCCCGUUCAACAUGAGAUGUGUAACUUGCGGAGAGUACAUCUACAAAGGUAAAAAGUUCAAUGCGCGCAAGGAAGACGUCGAGGGAAGUGAUUACUUGGGAAUAAGGAUCUACCGAUUUUACAUAAAGUGCACGAGGUGCCUGCAGGAGAUAUCUUUCAAAACAGACCCUCAGAACACAGACUACGAGAUCGAGGCUGGAGCUACGAGGAAUUUCAUGGCUCUGAAACUUGCUGAGGAGCAGGCUAAGCGCGAGGAGGAUGAAAAGAACGAGGAAGAGGCUUCUAAUCCGAUGAAACUCCUCGAGAAGAGGACUCAGCAGUCGAAGCAGGAGCUGGAGGUUCUUGAAUCGCUAGAAGACUUAAAGGAUCUGAAGAGCAGGCAGCAGACUAUCGACUACGAUCAGAUGCUUCAGCAAUAUGACACACAGGCUGACCGAGAGAGGACUUUAAAGGAGCAAGAGGAGCUCGAUGAGCAGGAGGUACAAUCAAUUUUUGGCAAAAGAAAAAAUAUUAUUAAUGGGAAAGUACUGGAGGAAAAAAUUUCGAUGAAAAAAGAAGAACAGGAAAAAAAAGAAGCUCCUCCCAGUAGCGGUCUGUCGUUACUGGGAGAAUAUUCUGAUAGCGAUAAUGAAGAAAACUAG